Anastrepha obliqua is the source of this 5861-nucleotide messenger RNA. It is a transcript of the gene pbl, whose product is annotated as protein ECT2. Gene Ontology annotation, cellular component: nucleus; cell cortex. The coding region runs from base 719 to 4993 and encodes 1424 amino acids. NCBI's taxonomy places the organism in Eukaryota, Metazoa, Arthropoda, Insecta, Diptera, Tephritidae. Gene Ontology annotation, molecular function: GTPase activator activity; guanyl-nucleotide exchange factor activity. The record is from RefSeq and is a predicted model, not a curated record. Gene Ontology annotation, biological process: nervous system development; regulation of cytokinesis, actomyosin contractile ring assembly; activation of GTPase activity. The transcript is spliced from 13 exons.
CGUUGGUGUUGGUGUCGCUGUCGCAGUCGCUUAAAUUUCAUCGUCGCGCAGCGUCAUUGUUAUUUUUCAUAUUUAAUUUUACUCAUUUUGGAAUUUUGCGUAUACAACGGCGAUAAGUGAUUUUCUUAGUUGGAAACGCAAAAUGAGGACUCUUUCCAUGAUUUGUAGUGUGAGUGCGAUAAAAAAUUAGAAAAAGUACUUACAUACAUAUGUGACAAAUUGAAAAAGUAAAAAUAAAAAAGAAAAAAAAAACAACCCAAAAAGUUUAUCUGAAUGUAAACUGUGGAUUUUCGCAUACGGACAAGAACAAAAGGCAGGAAAAUUUUGCGCGCCCUUGAAGCUGUUCGCGCAGCAGCAAAAUAUAUCGAAAAAGUGUUAGAGUGAAGUGUAGUGAAGCAAUUUAUGGUGCUAAUAUUUUGAAAUGAGGUUUUUAUAUUCAAUAUACAACAAUUUGUUCACUACAAAAUAUUGGUAGUUCUAAGCGCCUGGUGUGUGUCGGUUUUCCAUCUACGCUACGAAAGAUAUCGUCCGCGGAGUAACAGCUGGUGCUGUAGUGUGUACAACCAACGCUAAUGUUUAUGAGUGUCAGGAUACGACAUUUACUCUGCGAUUUCGGAGUUAUAUUUAUCCUACUGUACGCCAUUUGAAAAACAACAAAUCCAAAUAAAAAAUACUCGUAAAAUAUUUUUUAAUAUAUUUAUUAGAUUAUAAGAGCAAAAUGGAGACAAUUGACGAACAGUCUAAAAGUGAAAUGUCAAUUUCACCUUCACCCUCGCCCGAGAAUUUAAGGAUAUGUCUGGUUGGCGAUGUUGUUAACGAUGCGGAAACAGUUGAGGCUGCGCGUUGUUUUAAUGUUCCUGUCAUCACCUCUGAGAAUGGCUUGGAUGUUCUCAACGAUUCCGAGUGGCGUACCUAUUUUGUGCUGAAAGAUUUCGAGGGCCCCAUUUUCGAUGCGAUACACAAAAACAAGAAAUGCAUCUUGGGCCCACCUGCCUUGAAACAUGCGGCCGAGUCAAAAGAUGGACUUAUACGCAACGCGCGACCCAUUUACAAUUACUCGAUGCGUGGCGUGGUGACGUGUUUUACGGGCAUCCGCAAAAAGGAUGAGUUGACACGUCUCGUCAAUCUGAUACAUUCGAUGGGCGGCUGCAUACGCAAAGACAUGAAUUCCAAGAUCACACAUUUAAUUUGCAAUCAAAGCGGCGGUGAUAAGUAUCAAUACGCAAAAACAUUUCGUUUGACCGUGGUGCGACCGGCCUGGGUUUAUGGCGCUUGGGAACGGCGCGACGAACUGCAAUUUCGUGCAACGACCGAUGAUUUUUCGCGCGAGCAUAAACUGAAAGCGUUUGAAGGUCAGAAGAUUUGCUUCUUUGGCUUUCCCGCGGACGAGCAUCAACACAUGGUGGAUGUGUUGAUCAGCAAUGGGGGCGUGCCGGCAGAAUUGGAUGAUCCCGAGUGCUCGCAUGUUGUCAUGCCUAAUACUGGUGGUUACUUUCUUGAAACCAUGACUAACUCUUGCAACUCACCUAAGCCCCAAUCUAUAACUAACCCUCACCUCAAUCCCGAUCCACUAAAUCCUAAACUCAUUUCCCAACUCGAUUCACGGAACCCAAAACAGCCUGAAGAGGUCAAUAUCGGAGCAACCGCAAUAGUUGCGGAAAAGCCAGCAAGUGAAAUUACUGAUAAGACUGAAGAAAAUACUGCAAAAAAGACUGAAGAAAAAUCUGAUGAUCGUCAAAUGGAUGUGGCGUUAAAUGUGAUUGCAUCUGUUGAAGAUGUUGAUGUUGACGUCGAUAUCGAUGAUGAUGGUGUCUACUUUGAUGAGCGUUUAGUGGUCGAUUAUGAUCGAAAUAAGGAGUUGCAACGUGGCUCCCCGCUGCCCGAAGGCGUGGACAUAGAUGACCCCUAUGAAGCCGACCUUGCUGUCAGUCAACCGAGCGCAAGUACGCCACGAAAGCAAACACAAUUGUCAUUGCCUGAAUCAUUGCCAGAAAAUGGCAUAAAUGCCAAUUCAAGCCAAGUGCAAGAAAAAAUUUCGGUACCCGUAUCGCCGGCUAAUGAAACCAAUGAAAAUGCAAGUACGCCAAUAAAAGCGACUCAUGCGGCUGCCAGUGAUGAUGUUGAUGCUAAUGAUGAAAAUGCUGAUACUAAAAUCGGCGUCGAUGGCACCAUACUUACUAGAGAAGCAGAUGAUGCGUUCCAUAAUCCGAACAAUAUAUCACCCAUAUUAACUGCCAGGCAGGAGGCCGCACAAGUAACCGCAGGAAGAGAAAACGCGGUAGUUCCGAUGGAGACGGACGACAUGAACCCCGCGCAUGAAGAAGAUUUCGGCGAUCUCAAUGAACUUAAGCGUAAACGCGAAAGCUUUGAUAGCAUUUCACUUAUGUCGGUGGAUUCUUUUGUUUUGCCGAAUAGUACGAAGAAACCAAAACUAAUUCGCACCGGUUCCAUUACACGUUCCAUACGCAGGUCCAUGAGUUUUGUGGCUGUGCGCACACCUAUUGCGAAAAUGUUGCGUCCACGUCGCAGUUCGGUAGCGCUAGAUGCUGCGCCCAACUACGAUGAGGCCUGCAAUGCGGAUGAUUCAUUUUGUUCGAUUGCCUCCAUGGAAACUACGUUUAAUGAAUCGAUACGCAAACCGGUCAAGGAGAAAUUUCGCAGUCUACGCGAUCGCAUAACGCGUAGCAGCAGUAAGAAGGACAAAUGCAGUGUGACGACGCCAGAAAAGGACGAAAAAUGUGAGCGCGAGAUGCCGAGUAGUGGUUUCAAAACGCCCAAAGCGCCAGCUAAAUUCUUAAGCGCUGCAGCAAAGGCCAUUGGCACGCCGAAAUCGUUGACGAAAAUUGCACUAUCCGCACCAUCACCGUCGCCAUCUGCGGCGCACAAAGCGAGCGGCAUUGAGAACUCUGAGCUCAAAUCUGCUGCGGUUAUUAUUGCUGCCAGUAAUUCUACCACUGCCAGCGCUAUAAAUCCUGCUCCCAUUCCAAUGCUUCCUUCAUCUUCAUCGUCCAUUCAUAGUUCAAAUCUACCACUUAACCUAGAGAUAACGCGUCAGGAUACUCUAUUUCAAAUUCAGGCUCAUAAUCAGGCUGUGCAAAGUCAGGACACUGCGCUCUGUCAGCAGCGUAAUAAUUUGCUAAACGAUGUUGGACGCUCGUUAAUGGUUGUUGAUGAACACACCACUCAAUCUAAGCCAGAUCCGAAAAAUCACCGCACUCAUAUUCUCAAGUCCGAUUGGUUCUGGUAUACCAUACAGAAUGGCUACGCGGACGAGAUGGAUUACCUAUUUGGCGAUUAUUUGGAAAGUAUUGCGAACACACCCAAUACGGAUCGCCGUGAUUCACUGCCGAUUAGUUUUAACAAGCGCAAACGGAAACGUUUCUCACAGCGUAUACAAUUUGAAGGGACACCCAUUGGGUCGGGUAAGCGGCGUUCGUCCGUCUCUGAUGCUGGUUUGUUGUCGGUCUCGGGUAGCUUCUUUGAUUGCACCGCCAGCCCGGAUAAGUUGGAGGCUGGCAAACUGCAUGGCGAGACACAUAUUGAAACGCCUACAGUUUGUGAGACGACUCCGGCAAAGAAGUCGAUGCGUUUCAAUCAUUUUAUGGAUUUCUUUAGCACUGAGUCCAACUAUGUGGGCAUACUGGAUACAAUUGUAAAGCUCUUCAAGAACCCACUCGAGGAAAUUGCCGAGACCAACGAUGCACUACUCAAUAAAUCCGAGAUCAAAUCGAUUUUCAACAAUUUUCUGCCCAUACAUGAAGUGCACCAGAGUAUGUUGGAAAAAUUGCGUGCGAUACAGAGUAAAUGGACAGAGGAUUGCCUAAUUGGCGAAAUCAUACUGCAAUACCGCGAUGAGCUAACCAAAGCAUAUCCACCCUACGUGAAUUUCUUCGAACAGAUGAAGGAAACGCUGCAACAAUGUGAUAGUCAAAAUCCACGCUUCCAUGCAUUUUUAAAAAUCAAUCAAACAAAACCAGAAUGCGGGCGACAGAGCUUACAGGAUCUAAUGAUACGUCCCGUGCAACGACUGCCUAGCAUUAGUUUGUUGUUGAACGACAUUUUAAAGCACACAAAUAAAAACAAUCCAGACUAUGUUAAGUUGGAGCAAGCAUUGAAAGCCAUCAAAGAGGUUAUGAUGCAUAUCAACGAGGACAAGCGGAAGACGGAAUCGCGCAUGGCAAUAUUUGAUAUCUUCAAUGACAUUGAAGGUUGUCCCGCUCAUCUAGUAUCCUCGAAUCGUAGUUUCAUUUCCAAGUGUGAAGUAACUGAAUUGUCCGACAGCCUGAGUGGCCGUGGCGAUUCGCUGAUGUUGUACUUAUUCUCUGACACCAUUGAGGUGUGUAAAAGGCGUUCGCGUGCUUUCAACACUGCUAAAUCGCCGAGUGCAACCAAAUCACACAAACAUGUGAAACUAAUAUCGUUGAAUGCGAUACGUUUCGUUAUUGACAUCACCGACAGUCCGCGCGCUUUUGCCUUGCUCUGUCGACAAGACAAAGAGAAACUGCAUUCUUUCACCAUAGCCGAUGAAGAAACCGAUAAGGUGGUCUACUUGAAGUUGCUUUGCAAACAAAUGGCUGAAAAUGCUUGUCGCACGGACACGGUGAGCGCAUUACUGAGUCGCACCUCACAAGAGUUGGAAGUGGAUAUCAGUGAUGUGAAUCUGAGCACAUUGUCGAAGGCGUUUAAAUUGGCGGCACGCACACGUCAAAAGGUGGGCCGUGCAUUUUCAUUCAACAAGACCCCCUCGAAAUUGAAACGAGCCGUCUCCACCAUGAUGACACCACCCUUUGGCAGUACGAACUCAUUGACGCCUGCCUCGCAACUAGCGCAAAUGCGUUUGGCAAGCUGUGCAAACAUACACGAGGCGGUGGAUGAAGAGGGCAACCGCAGCAGUUCACCUUCGCCGCAGUUGGAGAUUUUGGUGCCACCACUAUCCGUACAACCAAUGCGCAAAAAUAAGUCCUCAACGUUGAGUGUUAUUGGACGUCUUUAAGAGUUUAGGCUGUUGAAUGGAGAAACGAUCCAUCGAAUUUGUCUACAUUGCAGCAGCGUUCGGAAUGCUGUCGAUCAGCGCUUAUUCAUUUGCAAAGCAUGAAACUCUUUCGAAGUUUUACCGUUAUUUCGAGCAAAUUGCAGUUUCACUAUAAGACUAUAUUCGCGGCGUUUUUGAGCAAUCUCAGAUUUGCCACCAAGAAUUGACUUUUUCAUCACAAGCUAUGUAACUGUGUACGAACGGCUGAUGCCAAACGUUGCUUUAAUUGACUGCAUGAUGAUGCGAUGCUUUAUCGGGCGGUACCAGCACUUUCGAAUGUGUUUUUUAUGCAAAAAAAAAAAAAACAAAAAUCAAAAAUCAAACUGAAAAAUAUGCUCAUUUUGGUACAAUAUCUUUGUGUGUUUUAUAUGUGCACUAAAAUGUACCGCAUUUGUGUUGGAUUGCCACAGGGAAUUGUCUCUAGCUUUUAUGUGCUAUAUAUAUACGUAUGUGUUUUUCGUUUUAGACAUUGUAAAUAUAUAUCUACCUACAUAUAUACUUCAAAAGAUUAUCGUGUUCGAUUAUAAUUUUGUUUUAGGAUUGCACAAACCCUCCAUCAUCUCGUUUUAGCAACGUACAUAACAUACAUUUAUUUAUAUUACGAAUUACAAUAUAAUACAUACAUAUAAUCUAAAUCAUACGCAUUGAUAAUUUAUUCAAAAUCUGAAACCUAUUCUGUAAGUUUGCUUACUUUCACUUAGUUCGGUUUUUUGUACAGCUAAAUGUUUAAUUUGAAGCGAACGGAAAGUAAUAAUGUAACUGGCCAAGAUAUUUGCUUAUAAUAAACGUAAACAUAAACAUUAAUAUAUUUAAUUAUAGCGACUAUGUA